AUGGAUCCAUCACCUCGAUCCCAACUAGCGGCCGCCGGCCUGCCGCCCGCCAGGCCGGUCCCCUCCCACGCCGGCCAACCACCCCAGACCCCGUGGGCGACCGGCCGCCGCCUUCCACCGGCCAACGUGCCGCCGCCUCUAGUUCAGGCGGUUCAAGGAGAGCCCAAGUUCCCGCGGCCGCCACUUCGCCGCCGGCCUCCUCGGGCCCCGCCGCUACCAAGCAGCGGCCUCCAGCUCCUCCUCCAACUUGAGCGCUAUUACCCGCCGCCGCAGCACGCCACCGGCUCCACCGAGCCGGAGCCGGGCGUGUUCAAGACCCGCCGACGUCUCAUCUUCUCGCCGCCGGCCGCCGCGUGCCCCUGCCGCCCCUCCGCGCGCCCUCCAUCGGCCUCCAGCGGCCUCCGACUCUCUACUGCCGCGCCGGCUAGACCUCACCGCCGCCGCGCGACCAGAGCUCGGAUGGGCACGAGCCAGACCCGACUGGCUCCCACCGGCGUCCCUCGUUUUGCCGCAGCCGCCGGGUGCCCUGGCCGCUCCCGGCCGCCACUGCUGCGGCCCCCCAAGUUCCUUCCACCACGAAUGGUAGAACUCGCCGGUGCCGUACUCCCCUUUCUCUAG
This is a messenger RNA of Ananas comosus (pineapple), 618 nucleotides long. Its product is annotated as proline-rich receptor-like protein kinase PERK9. The coding region runs from base 1 to 618 and encodes 205 amino acids. The record is from RefSeq and is a predicted model, not a curated record. NCBI's taxonomy places the organism in Eukaryota, Viridiplantae, Streptophyta, Magnoliopsida, Poales, Bromeliaceae. The transcript has a single exon.